Molecule: messenger RNA, 1071 nt
Organism: Aspergillus mulundensis
Lineage: Eukaryota; Fungi; Ascomycota; Eurotiomycetes; Eurotiales; Aspergillaceae
Product: F-box protein
Exons: 1
Coding region: 1-1071 (356 amino acids)
Source: RefSeq, a predicted model, not a curated record
AUGUCCUUCCAAUAUCUAGCAACGGAGCUUCUGCUCCACAUAUUUCGCUCAUGCGAUACUAUCUCAGACGUUCUAAGCCUAGCAGCAACAUCCCGCCGGUUUUGCGAUGUCUUCAAUCGAUCGAACAAGCUACCAAUUCUAAUGAACGUUGCGGAGAUGGAGUUCGGCCCUGUCGAUGAUAUCAUCCAGAUUGCGACACAUAACACCAGCCAACCGGCCCAUCUAUUCCGGACCGCGCCUCUCACCGCAUCCCUUCUGGAACAAGUUGUUCGGAUUGGCCGGGCUGCUCAGAAAUGGGAGACAAUAUACCCCGUCAAGAAAUGGAAACUCGACUACGAGAACAGGCGCUCGCUCAGCGACGAGGAGCGCUUCCGCUUGCGCCGCGCUAUAUACCGGCUCUGGCUAUACCAUCGUGCGUUCCAUAGACGCGAGUACGAUCGAUACAGCCGUAGCCUGCGAAAUGUCGUUGUCGAGCGGGCGCAGCUCCUCCACAACUGGACCACAUCCGACCUAGCCGAAAUGGAGGAUAUCCGCUCGGUCAUUGGGGACGUGGUCCAAAACCACAUCUGCCCCAGCAACGGGACAAUUGCGCGAAAGUUCCGGAAGCGCUACCCAGAAAGCAACCACCAGUUAACCUUCAACAUCCACUUAAACUAUCCUAUGACCAACGCGCUCACGCCCUAUGGCUUUGACAAUCCAAACUCUUACCACGGCCAAUACUUCCACUCAACGCAUUCCACUACCUUCAACAACCCCGCCAAAUACCGCUCGCGUUUCCGGAACGAUAUCUUCCACGAGCCUGGCUCGGAGGGUUGGGGAGACGAAAUCCCGCAUUACUAUGUCGUACAGGACAUGAUGAAGCUCGACCCGGGGCAAGUUAUCUGGCUACGGGAGCAUUGCCCGCUGAAGGAGCAGGUUGAGGCAUUCGUGCUCUCGCUUGGGGACUGGUUCCGUGACAAUGGGGAGACGUUUGGCGAGACCCUGGAAUGGGUGAUCAAGGAGAGAGGUGAGGAUAUGGAGGAAUUCCGAACUGCAAUUACGGAGAGGGAAUUGGGGAUUGCGUGGGACUAA